Messenger RNA from Telopea speciosissima, 537 nucleotides. RefSeq names its product keratin, type I cytoskeletal 9-like. Lineage: Eukaryota; Viridiplantae; Streptophyta; Magnoliopsida; Proteales; Proteaceae. Bases 1 to 537 code for a protein of 178 amino acids. The record is from RefSeq and is a predicted model, not a curated record. The transcript has 2 exons.
AUGGAAUGCGUGUUCUACAAGCUCAAGGAGUCAAGGAGUUUCCCUGGUCAGCAGAGGGGAUAUAGACCGGUUUCCGGCCAGGAUCCAGAUUUCGGACAAGCACCCAGUUCGUAUCAGGGUCAAUCGAGCGAAUCGAGAGCUCCGAUUUCCGCCCAGGAUCGGGGUUUCAGGCAAGGACCUGGUUCGAGUCAGGGUCCCACUAGGCCGGCUUCGGCUUGGGUGCAAACGGUAGAGGGGGAGGGGAGUGGCAAAGGGGCUUGGAGUGGAGGCGGAGGUUCUGGUUCUGGACGUGGUCGAGGAUCGGUAGAGGGAGAGGGGAGUGGUAAAGGGGCUUGGAGUGGAGGCGGUGGUUCUGGUUCUGGACGUGGUCGACGAUCGGUAGAAGGAGAGGGGAGUGGUAAAGGGGCUUGGAGUGGAGGCGGUGGUUCUGGUUCUGGACGUGGUCGAGUAGCUUCGAAUCCGGAUCAUGGUCCUAGUGGUUCUAUUUAUGGUAAGCAAGUAUUUCUAUUUUUCGGCUUGAUUGUUUGGUUUUCCUAA